This is a messenger RNA of Enterobius vermicularis (human pinworm), 981 nucleotides long. Lineage: Eukaryota; Metazoa; Nematoda; Chromadorea; Rhabditida; Oxyuridae. The record is from the annotation of a GenBank genome assembly.
AUGCCUCCAAAGAAGUGCAAAGCAAAAAACAAACUACAUAAGCUUGCAAUUGUUAUAAGCCCUGGAACAGUUAUAACGGACACUAGAAAACAGAAAUUUGUUAUCGAAGAACAUUUCGCUCAGGGAGGCUUUGGCCGCAUCUACUCAGAGUAUGGAAGGCCUAAAAGUUUGGCUAUCAAGAUUGAACCAAAAGGUAAUGGCCCUUUAUUUACCGAAAUAACAGUGUUCCAGAGGAUGUUGAAAAGUGAUUUGCUGGCUGCUUGGCAAGAAUGUCACAGUAUGUUUAAACCAUUUUUGUCUCACCUUGGUUUACCUCCUCAUUUGGGAAGUGGUGUGUUUGUAUAUAAAGGGGAAGAGCUACGUUUCUUAGCGAUGCCAAGAUAUAGUCGGUCCUUUGAAAGUUAUCGUGUAGAGUGCGGAGGCAAAGUAGAGCCACACAUUGCCCUUCGAAUUGCUAGGCAGUGCACAGACUGUUUAAGAUAUAUGCAGGAUCAGGAUUAUGUACACGGAGACCUUAAAGCCGAUAAUAUUCUGCUUGCAUCUGACGGGGAUUUUUCGAGGUGCUACUUAGUUGAUUUUGGUUUGGCUCGUAUGAUAAAGAGUAAUGUUGAUAAACCAGAUAAAAAAAGAGCUCACAACGGCACAUUAACUUUCACUUCUAUUGAUGCUCAUAGGGGUUGUUUCCCCUCUCCACGUGGAGAUUUAGAAAUACUUUCUUACAAUCUUUUGUUUUGGGUUGCUGGACAUCUUCCAUGGCAAGAUGUAGAAGACAGCCCCGAUAGCGUUUACUCUAAAAAAUCCGAUUUUUCUGAAAAUUAUGAAACAGAUGUUCGCGGAAUGGUUGCUGCUGAGGUCGCUAAAUGCAUCGUACAGAUGCUAAGAGUUGCAUAUGAAUCUCCUUAUAAUGGAAAGAUAGAUUACAGUCCAAUUAACAAGGUUUCUAAAAAUUUUUUUAAUUUCACCGCUGAUUAUUUUAUUUAG